UCCCUCCCUCUGUCCGCAUUAGAGAGAGAGUUUGCUCGUAUGUCAGAGGGACUAUGGUGGAGGGCUGGUGAAGACGAUGGCAGCUCUCUGCGAGGAUGGCACAUAUGGACUCAACUGUGGCCGCAAGAGCGACAGAAUAUCAGUUUUACAUGUUAAACUGACAGAAUCCGCCUUUAAAACGCUAGAAAACUACCAAAACUGUAAGAAUGCCCGGUCCUCACAGGCGACGAUACGUUUUCAGGGUCUUCAAGGGCGCAUUAAAAUCCCAACGACAGACACCUCCAAUGGCUUUCAUAACUUCGACUUUUAUCUGUCCAACUUUGGCAAAGACAAUCCUCAAGGAAGCUUUGAGUGUAUCCACCAGUACAUAUCUAGCUCUGGGGUCCCCCAUCUGUCCUCCCUGGGAACGAUUCAAGACAAAAUCACAGUAUGUGCCACCAAUGACUCCUACCAGGUGACCAAAGAGCGUGUGACCAAAUCAGAGGACGAUAAAAGCAAAAACAGCACCAAAUUCAUCAGACCUGGAGGACCGUUCAGAGACAAAAAAGUCCAGCACCGAAAACCGGCCCCCUCAGCCCCCGACCCAGUUCCAGAGAGGAAGCAGACCACCCCCCUCAACCCAGCCAACACCAUCCGCAAGUGCCUUACCAACAACCCCGUAUCGCAACGGCCAUACCGGGACCGCGUCGUUCACCUUUUGGCCCUGCGCUCUUACAAGAAACUAGAGCUGCUCGGCAGACUGCAAAGAGACGGCCUCAGCCAGAAAGACCGCAACUCUUUGGGCUCUACACUACAUCAGGUGGCCAGUCUAAACCCAAAGGAUAACUCCUAUUCGUUGAAGGACUUUAUUUUCCGUGAGGUCCAGAGGGACUGGCCGGGCUACACGGAGGAUGAGCGGGUUCAGGUUGACAGGAUCCUGGCACGUAAAUUGGGUUUGAAUUCAGAGUCUGUAUCUUCCAGCAGUCCAACCAAAGAGCCAACGUCCCCACUGAAACGCCAACCUGAGACUGACUUCAUUGACCCUCUGAUGUCAAGGAAGCCCCGAAUCUCCCAUCUCAGUAACCGAGGACCCCCCUCCACUUCAGGUCGUCAUUCUUCAGUGACUGAAGACAAAAAACCCGCACCCACGGCCGCCUGCCCAGGACCUUCUUUUCACCCUACCCCUGUCACAGGCUCCAGUUCAAACUCCCCCAGUACGCCGGAGGGCGGGGGGUCUCAGGACCUGCCCCUGGACCAGAGCUCUAUAUGCGGGAACUCCUCAGAGAGCUACGCCCCCCGCAGCCACACGCCCAGCCCACCCAGCCAGCCAAUUUCCACGACGUCCCCCUCAUCCUUCUCCACCUGUACCGUCUCUACAACCACCAUUACCUCCACCACUACCACCAGCAGCGGCCACCAUGUUUCUUCUGCCGCAUCUUCUACAGCCAGCCAUGAUGGCAAUGGCAGCAAAAAGUCCAAGAAGCACAAAGAUAAAGAGAGGAAGCAAGAAGGAGAGCGAGAGAUGGAUAAGAAUAAGGACCGAAAGAGGGAUCGAGAACAUCACAGGGAGGAUCACUGUGAUAAGGAAGCACAGCCCAGGAAGAAACACCGGAAUGAGGCAGAACAAAGACACAUUCUCGCCAACAUCAGCCACGAAUCGGACAGAGAAGCUGGCAAAGACAAGCUUGUCAACAGCACUGAACUUCCAGUCCCAACAAAGCCUGAUUACAUAGUUAAGUACACAGCAGUGAUAUCUAUGGAUCAGAGGCAGCACUAUAAGGAUGACUUCAAUGCAGAAUAUGAUGAGUAUCGUAUCCUUCAUGCCCGCGUUGAGAGUGUUACUCGUCGUUUUACAAAAUUGGACACCCAGUGUAGACGACUGUCUCCAGGAACUAAAGAGUACCAGGAAGUACAUGAACAGGUGCUGCAAGAAUAUAAAAAAAUUAAACAACACAGCCCAAAAUAUUAUGAAGAAAAACAGCGCUGUGAGUACCUGCAUAACAAACUGGCCCACAUCAAACGGCUCAUCACUGACUUCGACCAGCGGAGGGCGCAGUCCUGGUUGUAGGGCACAGGACCAAGCAACCCCUUUUGGCCAAUCA
Messenger RNA from Sinocyclocheilus rhinocerous, 2081 nucleotides. Its product is annotated as RNA polymerase II elongation factor ELL2-like. The coding region runs from base 77 to 2047 and encodes 656 amino acids. The record is from RefSeq and is a predicted model, not a curated record. Gene Ontology annotation, cellular component: transcription elongation factor complex. Gene Ontology annotation, biological process: positive regulation of transcription elongation by RNA polymerase II; transcription elongation by RNA polymerase II; snRNA transcription by RNA polymerase II. The transcript is spliced from 12 exons. Gene Ontology annotation, molecular function: cis-regulatory region sequence-specific DNA binding. NCBI's taxonomy places the organism in Eukaryota, Metazoa, Chordata, Actinopteri, Cypriniformes, Cyprinidae.